UUGCGAAAAAUGUCUACUCUAGUAGUUCAAUCACGUUUUGCCGGCCUCAAAAUAGAAGACGAUGAACAAGCCUCUAAUGAUAAUCAAAAAAACAAAAAAAAUAAAACUCCUCCACCUAAAAAGGCGGAUCCACCUAAGAAGCCUUUAAAAAUAACUAAUACUAAACCUCAGCAAAGUUUGGUUAAAAAGCGUAAGCAUAAGCCAGUAGAAGCUACAACUGAACAAUGGGAGAUGUGGAAGCAAAAGGAUGAAGAAAUUGUCGAUGGGAACUUUGAAUCACAGCUCCAGGAGGCUAUUUUGCUUUCUAAGCUUGACUAUGAAGAAAAAAAGGAUGUCUACCAACAAUUGAAGCAAGAGGCUGAUUUGGUAAAGAAAUUAGAGGAACAAACACGCCCUGGCCAUAAGAAACAGAAAAAGAAGAAUGUCAUGAGUCUUGAACAAUUCAAUGACAUGAUCAGUCACGGAGAGGAACCAAAUUUUGUUAAUGUCAUGUCAGAGAAAAAUCCAUCUGUUGACUUAAAACCCGAAAAAGACACAAAAUUCUUUGACAGAGUCCAAAGUGACACAAGGAAUGAGCUCCUCAAAGAGAAGAUAAUUACGAGGGUGCGACAUCAAACAGUUUCAGAUGAGAUCAUUACAAGGAUUCAAUUUACAGAAGCUUUAGAGAAAAAAGAUAAAGAAAUAGCAGCUCUUAAACAGGAGAUUGUAGAUUUAAAGGGGGAGCUUUUAACAGUGAAAUCAAGGAAUAAGAAACUUUGCAAUAUACUUGGACAGGGUGAAAUGAAAGAUAAGGCAGAAAUAUUAAUUGAGGUGGAAAAACUACGAUCAGUCCAAUCAGAGUUGACGGCUGAGCUUGCUGCUCUUCAUACAGAUUUAGAGAAGGAAAGAUCACGGAAUACAGAUUCAAGGAUCAAAGACAAGAAAAUUCCAAGUAAAAAGAAAAGUAUAGUACGCUUUGAUGUGUCAUCUGAGGCUAUUCUUGCAAAGGAUACAAGCUCUGAAACUUAA
This is a messenger RNA of Danaus chrysippus (African queen), 1008 nucleotides long. The record is from the annotation of a GenBank genome assembly. NCBI's taxonomy places the organism in Eukaryota, Metazoa, Arthropoda, Insecta, Lepidoptera, Nymphalidae.